Molecule: messenger RNA, 3250 nt
Organism: Tympanuchus pallidicinctus (lesser prairie-chicken)
Lineage: Eukaryota; Metazoa; Chordata; Aves; Galliformes; Phasianidae
Gene: SH3GL1
Product: SH3 domain containing GRB2 like 1, endophilin A2
Exons: 10
Coding region: 137-1240 (367 amino acids)
Biological process (GO): synaptic vesicle uncoating
Cellular component (GO): presynapse; cytoplasm; glutamatergic synapse
Molecular function (GO): protein binding
Source: RefSeq, a predicted model, not a curated record
CCUGGCCGCGGCGACUCGGCGGAAACGGCGGCGUUGGCAGCGGCGGAGCGGGUCUGCGGGUGGGCUCCGUGUUUGCCGAGUGUCACCUCGGCGUCCCGCCGCCCGCUGCGUGUCCCCGGUCGGCACAGGAGGCAGCAUGUCGGUGGCGGGGCUGAAGAAGCAGUUCUACAAAGCGAGCCAGCUGGUCAGCGAAAAGGUUGGAGGGGCAGAAGGGACCAAACUUGACGAUGACUUCAAGGAAAUGGAAAAAAAAGUGGAUUUGACCAGCAAGGCAGUUACAGAAGUAUUGACCAGAACAAUAGAAUAUCUGCAGCCAAACCCAGCUUCCAGAGCCAAGCUAACCAUGCUGAACACGAUGUCGAAGAUCCGUGGGCAGGUGAAGAAUCCUGGCUACCCGCAGUCAGAAGGGCUGCUGGGGGAGAGCAUGAUCCGCUACGGCAAGGAGCUGGGCGAGGACUCCAACUUUGGCGAUGCGCUGCUUGAUGCUGGGGAAUCUAUGAAACGAUUGGCUGAAGUGAAGGACUCACUGGAUAUUGAAGUCAAACAAAAUUUUAUUGAUCCCCUCCAGAACCUGUGUGACAAAGACCUGAAAGAGAUCCAGCACCAUCUCAAGAAGCUGGAAGGCAGACGCUUGGACUUUGAUUACAAGAAGAAACGACAGGGAAAAAUCCCUGAUGAGGAACUCCGACAGGCCAUGGAGAAGUUUGAAGAGUCCAAGGAAGUAGCAGAGACCAGUAUGCACAACCUCCUAGAAACUGAUAUUGAGCAGGUGAGCCAGCUGUCGGCCCUGGUGGAUGCUCAGCUGGACUACCACAGGCAGGCAGUGCAGAUCCUGGAUGAACUGGCAGAAAAGCUCAAACGCAGAAUGAGGGAGGCCUCCUCACGUCCCAGGCGGGAAUACAAGCCCAAACCCAGGGAGACGUAUGACUUUGGAGAGAGUGACCAAUCUAACGGGGGCUUCUCUUGUGCUCCCACCCCUAAAGUCUCAGCUUCCUCCUCUUUCCGAUCCGACAAGCCGUCCCGGGCCUCCGUCAGGAGUAUCCCUCACCUGGACCAGCCCUGCUGCAAGGCGCUCUACGACUUUGAACCCGAGAACGAUGGUGAGCUUGGCUUCAAGGAAGGCGACAUCAUCACCCUGACCAACCAGAUCGAUGAAAACUGGUACGAGGGCAUGAUCAAUGGCCAGUCAGGCUUCUUCCCACUCAACUACGUGGAAGUGCUGGUUCCGCUACCUCAGUGAAUUGGCAGCUCUCCCCGUUCCUCUCCACUCGUGCCCCCUCACAGCGCAGGGCCGAGCCUGCAUUCCACGUUUGUCCUGACACGAGCCCUCUAGUGAGGUGGGGAGAGAAGACACGGCCAUUUCCUGUAUCAUCUCGGGGUGAGUUUGCCACCAGGGAACAAGCCAGAAGGGUCAGACAGCCCUAUCCUGGAGAAUAUGUUUUGUCUUUUGUUUUGGUUUUUUUUUUUUGUGUCCUUCUGGUGCUUGAACUUAGGUACUUUAUGAAUCCUGCCAGGUUCUUCCAGUCUGUACGUUCAAGCUGGGUCAUAGGCCUCUCCCUGUCCAGUUUUUGUCUUUCCUUUGGUCCACUUUCCGUAUGAACCAGGUUGGCUGUGCUGGAGAGCCGGGGUGCAUGACCUUCAUGCUGAUCAUUACCCCAGGUCACCCGGUGCUGAGCAGCCCUGAGCCUCGUGGAGGGGUGAGAGGUUUGCCCCUCCUUCAGGAUGGUGUGGGCAUCUGCCCCUGAACACUACCCACCUCCCCUCAGCCUACAGCCCCUGCUCAAUCUGACACCCAGCUGCUGUGGGAAGGGACUCAGCUUCCUCAGCACCCCAGAGCCAGGGCUCAGUGGAGAAAGCACGGAGCAGAGCAACACUAUGACACAGAUGGAACACUACACCAGCUCAAGGCAGUGCUGAGCCUCUGUGCUGUCCCUCCCCUCCCUGGAGAGGGGCAGAGAUGUCUGAUGCAUGGUGCUGGCUCUCUGUCCUCUCCGUGGCACGGCACGGUUCAAUUCCUUUCUGCCCUGGAAAUGUUUUAAGCUGGGCUGCUUCUGAAGUUUGGGCUUUUCCUGCUGCAGCCUCUACCUGCAAAACUGAGGGGGACUCAAGGGGCAGUUUGGGCUGCAGCCCAGGGUCUGCCUAUGGAAUAUCCCAAGUUGGAAUGGACCCUUAAUGAUCAUCGAGUCCAACUCUUAGCUCCAGACAAGGGAGGCAGGUGAAUGCUCCUGCCCAUGGUGAGGCAGAGCAGAUUGCAGAAUGGUCCCAUGCAAGAUCCUCUCACCUGCUAGCUCUGUGCUUGUUCUCCCCAUCAGAACCCCAUGAGGCUGAGCUGCAGUCCCUCUGCUUGCUCCUUGGGGCUGCUUGCUUUGGACCAGGUUAAUCCUCAUGUGCCUUUCCUGCUGCCCCUCCUCUGCCCCCUCCCCAUGGCCAUCUCCACCCAUUGGGAGAAGCUGCACCCUGGGCUCUGUGACCUUCAGCUUCUGCACCCUGCAAAUGCGUUUGGUGGAAAAGGCAUCUUAUAUCUCUGCACCCCUUCUGCCCUGCUCCUGGCUGUUCUGGCUGCUCCCAGCCUCUUUCCCCAUACACGUUUUGGAACGGGGCUGGGAGCUACAGUGCUCAGCUCCUGGGGAAGAGAGCACAGCGCUGCAUCCACAGCUCCUGAGCUCCAUUUCUUGCUUUUCCAGUGUUGAUAGAAAAAUGGUUUCCCUGCUCUGGGGGCCUGGCACCUCUGCUGCAGCACUUGGCAGGGCUCUGGCACUGCAUUUCUUGACCAGCAACCUCCUGGCCACGCAUGCAAGCCUUAGCUCCCUGCCAGCCCCACACUGCAGCUACUCCAUCUCCUGUUACAUUUACACAGAACGUUUUUAAUGUUUUUAACCAUGCAUGUUGAUGUACGUCUGGUCCCCUGCUACACCUUGGGCUGACCCUCGUCUGGCACCAGUGCCUGACCCUCCCUCCUGGUGCAGGAUGUGGGAGCACACGUGGAUUUCUCCCCCAGCUCCCAGCAGUGCAGGGGGCCGAAGGGACCGAUGGCCUCAGUGCCCUGUCCCUGCCCCACUGAGGGCUGCAGCCGUGGCCCAGGGCUGCUGGCUCCUGCUCAGGUGGAUGGAGAUGAGUCUGUCAGCUGGGACAACUUGCAAGACCUUUUUUGUAAUGGUUUGUAAAGGGGAAAAGAAAAAGAAAAAAAAAAGACUCCCAAAUCUCAACUUGUAUCUCUGAAUAAAAGUAUUAAAUGUUUUCUUCUUUCUAA